Molecule: messenger RNA, 1452 nt
Organism: Trichogramma pretiosum
Lineage: Eukaryota; Metazoa; Arthropoda; Insecta; Hymenoptera; Trichogrammatidae
Exons: 4
Coding region: 417-1007 (196 amino acids)
Source: RefSeq, a predicted model, not a curated record
UCAACUUACAAUAAUAAUGUGCUUUUGAGAAAAGUGGACUUUGCUUGAUCACCUACAGAUGGCGAGUAAAAAAAUAUAACUCGCUCUAUUUCACAUGUUUCGAUUAGUGUAUGACGAAAAAAGUCUCGUACGGCAGAUAUAUUUCAUAAUAUUACGGGGAUGUUCAUCCCGGCAUAACUAAUUGUUCAAAGGUGACAAAGUAGCAUACACACUCGCCGAUCAAGAAUCUCAUUUAAAUAGUAACCAGUAAAAAUAUCUGUAACAAAUUAUAGAUUGGUUUUUUUUUAAACAAUCUGAAGUUCCAUAAGUUAUUGUCAGAUUUGGAUUUUUUUAACGUUUCAAAAGUGCAAACGGUAAAGUGUUCUUGGUGUUUUGUUUUAACCUGUUUUUUACGAUACUGUGUAUUACCGUAAUUGAUGGUAUUUAAUUAUUUAAAACGAAAGAAUACCGACUUAUACACUAUGGAUUGCACUCCAAAUAAAGUGGCUUUAGUUGAGAGAAACAUGGCUCCUCUAAAUGUACAACUAGUUGAUGCAAAAGCUAUAGCUAAAAAAGCUCCCAAUGAUCUGGUUGAAUUAGCUAUGGAAAUACAAAAGGCUGAUAACUCAGUUAAAGUAAGUGCCUGCAGCAAAUUGCAAGUUAUUGCGGAACAAAUGAGGUUUUUACAACAACAAGCUCAUCGUAUUUUGUUGGAAGCAAAAGAAAAUUCAUCAAGACACCAUGCUGCAUGUAACUUUGUAAAACAUCCAGGAAAUAUAUAUCAUCUAUAUGAAAAAGAGUCAGGUCAAUCAUAUUUUUCCAUGUUAAGUCCACAGGAAUGGGGUGAAUCUGGACCUAAACAGACUUAUAAGGGUUCAUUUAGAUUAGAACAUGACUAUUCUUGGACUCCAGUAUCAGAAGUUGAAACCAAAGAUAAAGAACUAGCAUUAAUAAAUAGACUCUAUGAAAAUAAUGAACUUUCUUCAAAUGUUUCCUUAACAGAAUAUAUGAGUAUAAGUGACAGUUGAUCAUAUUUUUAGUUAAUUUCUUGUUAUAAUGUAUUGCAAGAACUUUUGACUUGAAAGAGUCUGAAACACCAUUUUUAUACAUAUUGUAGUUAUUUCAAUAUUGAAUUAAAUACUUUUGUUGAAUUAUUUUUUAUGGAAAUUACGUUUUAUUAUUUAAUGGAAAAAAAUAAAAUAACAUUUUGAUGGUUAGUAUUAUGAUGUUCAACAAUUAUAAAAAAGUUUAUUCGCCCUCGUUUAUCUAAUAACAUAAUAAGCUACAUUUUGUAUUAUAACACAUAACAGCUUGCUUUUGUAGCAAAACUUGAUGAUCAAUUGUACAAUUUAUUACAUAACUUCCACUUCUAUUUCAACUUCAAUUAUGUUUCAGUAAACAUUUUUUCCUGCAAUAAGAUCAGUGCAUAGAAAAGCGAUUUAAUUUGAUCAAUAAAAAAUAGUUUUUCCACCA